AUGGCGCCGGUGGGGGUGGAGAAGAAGCUGCUGCUGGGCCCUGAAGGUACCGGGGCCCCAGGCGCCGGGGACCUCCCCAACGAGGAGGAUGAGGGGCAGAACCUGUGGUCUUCCAUCCUGAGUGAAGUUUCCACCCGGUCCAGGUCUAAGUUACCAUCAGGCAAAAACAUCCUUGUCUUUGGUGAAGAUGGUUCAGGUAAAACAACACUCUUGGCUAAAUUACAAGGAGCAGAACACAGCAAAAAAGGAAGAGGUUUAGAAUAUCUAUACCUGAACAUUCAUGAUGAAGAUAGAGAUGAUCACACACGUUGCAAUGUGUGGAUCCUGGAUGGAGAUUUGUACCAUAAAGGCCUGUUGAAAUUUGCUGUUUCUGCAGAAACCCUGCAAGAGACUCUAGUCAUCUUUGUAGCAGAUAUGUCUAGGCCUUGGACUGUUAUGGAAUCUUUACAGAAAUGGGCCAGUGUUUUGCGGGAACACAUUGAUAAAAUGAAAAUCCCACCAGAAGAAAUGAGGGACAUGGAGCAAAAGUUUAUGAAGGAUUUUCAAGAGUAUGUGGAACCUGAGGAAGGCUAUCAAGGCUCACCACAAAGGAGAGGACCUCUAGCUUCAGCACAAGAUGGUGAAAAUGUUAUCUUGCCACUUGGAGACAACAUGCUCACACAUAACCUUGGAAUCCCUGUCUUGGUAGUUUGCACAAAGUGUGAUGCAGUGAGUGUCCUAGAAAAGGAACAUGACUAUCGAGAAGAGCACUUUGAUUUCAUCCAGUCACAUGUCCGUAAAUUCUGCUUACAAUAUGGAGCUGCCUUGAUUUAUACAUCAGUUAAGGAAGAAAAGAACCUUGACUUGUUGUACAAGUAUAUUGUACAUAAAACAUAUGGUUUUCACUUCACUACACCUGCCUUAGUGGUGGAAAAGGAUGCAGUUUUUAUACCUGCUGGUUGGGACAAUGAAAAGAAAAUAGCUAUUUUACAUGAAAAUUUCACAACAGUAAAACCAGAUGAUGCUUAUGAAGACUUCAUUGUAAAACCUCCUGUAAGAAAGUUGGUCCAUGAUAAAGAAUUGGCAGCAGAAGAUGAGCAAGUAUUUCUAAUGAAGCAGCAGUCAUUCCUUGCGAAGCAGCCCGCCACCCCUACAAGAGCAUCAGAAUCUCCUGCUAGAGGACCUACAGGCUCUCCAAGAACACAGGGCCGAGCUGGACCUACCAAUGUCCCCAGUGCCUCACCAAUCACAUCUGUUAAGAAGGCUGAUCCAAAUAUUAAAAAUAAUGCCGCAAGUGAAGGAGUGUUGGCCAGCUUCUUUAAUAGCCUCCUGAGUAAAAAGACCGGCUCUCCUGGAAGUCCUGGAGCUGGGGGAGUACAAGGCACAGCCAAAAAGUCAGGACAAAAGACUGUUUUGACAAAUGUUCAAGAAGAACUAGACCGAAUGACUCGCAAGCCUGACUCCAUGGUAACAGCAAACUCUUCGACAGAAAAUGAAGCUUGAUAAUACUUAAACAUACCUGUGUAAAUGACCAAAUAACUCUGUAUAUUGAUCUGACAAGACCAGGAUUUUUUCUGAUACAGCCCAUGCUAUCAGUUUUUCUUGGGGCAGGGGAGAUUGAACUUUAAACAAAAACAAAAACCCACAUACACACAACCAAUCAACUUCUUUGGUUUGUCCAAGUGUAAAAUGCACAUUCAGGAAAUUUGCCUAGGAAAAUCCCUCUGUUUCAGAUAACCCCUUAGAGUUCAGAUAGGAUAGCCUUGGUGGUCAACACCAAGGAAAAAACUGCAAGUGAAGCUAAUGGUGACAUGCAAGGACAGAAGGAGGGACCAACUUUCAGAUAGUUGCUAGAGUCCAAGCACUUGUAUGUUAACCACUUCCUUUGUGCCUGGAAAGAAGGUGCAGGUGGCAGCAGAGUCCAGGAGGGCGAAGAAGGCCUAAAGAGGGAGGAUGAGAUUGGAUACCUGGAGGAAAACCGAAUGUGGAUGAGAUGGAGGAAGAUAGAAGGAAGUCAGUGUUACCAAACCCUAUGUGUUCAGUAGGAGUCUAAUAAUCCUUGUUAAAGAUAAAUUAGAGAAAAGUCUAAACAAAACACUAAACAUCUUGGGAAUUAUUCUUGUCACGAAUCACGUCUUUAGUUUUUAAAAGAUGUAUACAAUGUGGGAUUGCCCUUCAGUGUACCUGAUGCAGGGGGGAAAUUACUCCAGCUUGCUUAAAUCCAAGUACCCAGCACAUUGUGGGAUGGCUUAGAAGGUGCUUGGACUUAAUGUGCACUGUAAUGCAGACAGUCACUGUUUGGUUUUAGUUUAAAGUGAAUAAUUAUGGAAUUAUUUAAUUUAAAAUUGUAUUUUCUAAUAGUUAUACUGCCUUUUUUUAAAUUUAUUUUUAAUUUUUUUAAUACCAACAGGCUGGCCUAUAUUAAUAGAGUAAUGGGUGGCAUAUCAUUUUCCCAUAAUGAAAUAUGCUACAGAAUGUUCGAGAGAUAUUUUAAAUAAUUGCACUCUGGCUACUAAGCUAGCAUGGAUUCCUGCCUUAUGGAUAGUAGAAACCUUCAAAGGUUUUCUGUGAAAGAUUUUUCCCAACUCACUAGUCUGCUUUGCAGCUAUUUAAGAUAGAGAAUCUGUGUGGAUAUUGCACAUUGGAAAUGGAAAUAAUUAUUUUCUUUUGUGUGCUUCUGAAAACAUGGCAUUUUUUUUCUUGUGGAAAGAUGGAUUUCAGUUGUCUCCCAACACUAUAUAUGUAUAUUUUUUUUCAAGUUCAUAGUCACUUCACAACAUCAGUUGUGACAUAGAAGAUGUGUUUGGUCUUCAGGUGGCACUUUUUAUUUCAUGUAUGAUAAGGAUCGUUUAAACAUAAAAACACUACCAUGAAUGUCAUGGACAAAGCAUCUUAGUUGUCAAACUGAAGGGAAAAAAACCACAAUUUCAUUAUGUUGCGUUUACUUUUUAUGGAGGUGGACUUACUAGUUUUUACAAUGUCUGAGCAUAACAUCCCUGAUACUUAUCUAGGUAUAUAUAUGAUAUAUGUACAUAUAUAUCAUUACUUAUACCUCCUAUGUUAUAUUAACCACUAAUAGGAAUCCAGGAAUCAUUUUGAAUCCUGUUCUAUCAGGAGACCGACCUUUAUUGUAUUUUGUAAAUGUCUCAAAACUGCUAACUAGAAAACUAAGAGCAUUUACUUGUCUCUAACAAAUGUUAACAUAAAAGCCUUUUUCUUGUGCCAUUUAUAUUGUUGGGAAUACAGUAUAUGUUUUGUUUUGUUUUUUAACAUUUAAAAAAAAUGUACUGUGGCUUCAAGUUACAAAGUUGCCUAGGUAAACACUUGUGAACUGACUGGUUUGAAGGUUGAUUUAAGACGUCUCCAGAGGGGAUACAUGCUGGGAGUAAGUGAAACUUGGAAAGUCUCUGACCAUACCACGAGUGGUCAUUGCUUUCUGUCCCAGCAGUUUUAUAUGGAAAACUUUAGGAACAAGAAGGAAUUAUUGGAAAUGCAUAUGUUUAUUAUUGAUUGUUGCAGUAUGGUUUUUUAAAUUAGCACAAUGAUAUUUUUAUUUUUUAUUUUGUCAUUUUAAAUGAUAAGCACUUUCUGUAUCAAUCUAAUGUAUCUUCAUUAUUUGUCAUAAGAUUGAUGAAAAUAUUGAGCAAACGCUUAUAAUGUCCCAGUCUUGUAAAAGAAAGUUUCUCAUGGAACCAUGUUAUGCCAGUUCUUUGUUGCAAGUGAGUGCUCCUAGUGUCAGAAGAAACUUGUCAGUAACUUGGUGUGCUUGGUGAUUGCCAGAGUCAGCCAGCUUUGGGCAGCUGCCAAGUAUUCUUUUGUUCAUGUUGUUCUCCUGUUUUGGGUGUCACCAAACAUUGGAACCAAAGGCCAAGUAGCAAGCAACCUUUAUUUUUUUCUGCAGAAUACGCUUGUGUGGUAGACUGUUUAAAACUCUGUGACUAUUUACACAUGCGCAUUCUAGUGGUUACAUCUGCUGUUCCUGUUUAAAGUCGAAAAUGAGUCAGAAAGGCUAGAACUGACUGGUCACAAGAACGCUGCAGACAGCCGCUUACGUUUUAUUAUUUUUCAUUUAAAGCUUAUGCUGUUUCUGAUUGGCAUCUUAAAAACCAGCGUUAAACUGUCAUAUUUUAUUUUAUUUAAGUGGGAAGUGACUGCUCUGUACAUCAUGAAUCUUAACAAUAUACAUGCUGUCUUGUACACUAAGUCUCAUUGAUCUUUUUUAACCUACAGUUAGAGCGGCAGAUUUAUCAGCCACAAAUCUUAAUCCAGUUGUAUGGCUUUAACCAGGUGCAGUAUGCAGUCAUGUGGAAUCUCGCUUUCUAGUGCUGGCAGAAUGGAGAUGUCUCUAAUUACUGGCUUCAAUAAACACGAAUCCAGACUGCUGGCA
Molecule: messenger RNA, 4366 nt
Organism: Gracilinanus agilis (Agile Gracile Mouse Opossum)
Lineage: Eukaryota; Metazoa; Chordata; Mammalia; Didelphimorphia; Didelphidae
Gene: DYNC1LI2
Product: dynein cytoplasmic 1 light intermediate chain 2
Exons: 13
Coding region: 1-1482 (493 amino acids)
Biological process (GO): microtubule-based movement; microtubule cytoskeleton organization
Cellular component (GO): centrosome; cytoplasmic dynein complex
Molecular function (GO): dynein heavy chain binding
Source: RefSeq, a predicted model, not a curated record